Molecule: messenger RNA, 790 nt
Organism: Ictidomys tridecemlineatus (thirteen-lined ground squirrel)
Lineage: Eukaryota; Metazoa; Chordata; Mammalia; Rodentia; Sciuridae
Source: RefSeq, a predicted model, not a curated record
AGGAAGAAAUGGAGAAAGACUCAGGACACUACUGCUUCCUCAGAGCAAGGUAUCUUGGCCCCAUUGCCUUCCAUUCCCCAGUGUCCAAAUUCACCUUCACAGCCCUGGUCCCAGGAUACAGCCCUGGACCAAAGCAAAGCCCAGCAGGCUGGUCCAGCUGGCCAGUGCAGGGGUGCAGCCACAGGAGAUAUGGCUCAGAGCAGGCCAUCACCACAGGAACACAUGGAAGAAAAAGAUCUUCACACCUCCACGCUCUCUGGGGACACGAGCCUCUCUCAGGAGGUGUCUGGGCCACCAACAUCUACCUGCAAAGAUUCUGCCCAGGGGCUCCCACUGCCUGAGUCCAAAGGGGAUUCUGAGCCUCAGAAAGAAGCACAGAGGGCCAGGCAGCACCUGGAAGUCCCAGCCUCUGGGGAGGGUGAGACCAAGGACAGGUUGGCUGUUCCUGGAGAAAAACCAGGUGAAAACAGCUCAGAGCCCAAAGACCUGAGGAAGCCAGAAGGGAGUGACAAAAAUGACACAGCUGUUGUGACAAAGGAGAAGGAGCAGAAGAACCAGAAGGCCAGCAGUCAGGCCUUCCCCUCAAGCUGGCUGAACCCCGAGGAGGGGAUCACCAUGUACUUCCACACCAUCAUCCCCACACAUGUCACCUUGUACCCCAAGCUCCACACUGUGUUCAUCAGGGGAGGAGAAGAGCUUGGACAGCCUGAGUGGAGUGAUGCUUGUGAGAUGUACUACACUGAGUGAGUCCUGGGGCCCCCAGUCCCUCUGGUGUUUGUUAGAGGUGAUC